AUGGCCGCCGUCAAGCUUACCACACGCCGCCGUCAAGCUUACCACACGCCGCCGUCAAGCCUACCACACGCCGCCGUCAAGCCUACCACACGCCGCCGUCAAGCCUACCACACGCCGCCGUCAAGCCUACCACACGCCGCCGUCAAGCCUACCACACGCCGCCGUCAAGCCUACCACACGCCGCCGUCAAGCCUACCACACGCCGCCGUCAAGCCUACCACACGCCGCCGUCAAGCCUACCACACGCCGCCGUCAAGCCUACCACACGCCGCCUUCAAGCCUACCACACGCCGCCGUCAAGACUACCACACACCGCCGUCAAGCCUACAACACGCCGUCGUCAAAACUACCACACGCCGCCGUCAAGACUACCACACACCGCCGUCAAGCCUACCACACGCCGCCGUCAAGACUACCACACGCCGCCGUCAAGACUACCACACGCCGCCGUCAAGCCUACCACACACCGCCGUCAAGCCUACCACACGCCGCCGUCAAGACUACCACAUGCCGCCGUCAAGCCUACCACACGCCGCCGUCAAGACUACCACACGCCGCCGUCAAGCCUACCACACGCCGCCGUCAAGCCUACCACACGCCGCCGUCAAGCCUACCACACGCCGCCGUCAAGCCUACCACACGCCGCCGUCAAGCCUACCACACGCCGCCGUCAAGCCUACCACACGCCGCCGUCAAGCCUACCACACGCCGCCGUCAAGCCUACCACACGCCGCCGUCAAGCCUACCACACGCCGCCGUCAAGCCUACCACACGCCGCCGUCAAGCCUACCACACGCCGCCGUCAAGACUACCACACGCCGCCGUCAAGCCUACCACACGCCGCCGUCAAGCCUACCACACGCCGCCGUCAAGCCUACCACACGCCGCCGUCAAGACUACCACACGCCGCCGUCAAGACUACCACACGCCGCCGUCAAGACUACCACACGCCGCCGUCAAGACUACCACACGCCGCCGUCAAGACUACCACACGCCGCCGUCAAGACUACCACACGCCGCCGUCAACACUACCACACGCCGCCGUCAAGACUACCACACGCCGCCGUCAAGACUACCACACGCCGCCGUCAAGACUACCACACGCCGCCGUCAAGACUAUCACACGCCGCCGUCAAGACUACCACACGCCGCCGUCAAGCCUACCACACGCCGCCGUCAAGCCUACCACACGCCGCCGUCAAGCCUACCACACGCCGCCGUCAAGCCUACCACACGCCGCCGUCAAGCCUACCACACACCGCCGUCAAGCCUACCACACGCCGCCGUCAAGCCUACCACACGCCGCCGUCAAGCCUACCACACGCCGCCGUCAAGCCUACCACACGCCGCCGUCAAGCCUACCACACGCCGCCGUCAAGACUACCACACGCCGCCGUCAAGACUACCACACGCCGCCGUCAAGACUACCACACGCCGCCGUCAAGCCUACCACACGCCGCCGUCAAGCCUACCACACGCCGCCGUCAAGCCUACCACACGCCGCCCACACUUGACAGACUCUCUCAGCCCCAAGACUUCCCAGCACUUCUUCUUGACCUGAGACCUUCCUCAGGCGGGCCACACCUGACCCCAGGAGACAACCCCCACCCUGACCCCAGGAGACAAACCCCCACCCUGACCCCAGGAGACAAACCCCCACCCUGA
Molecule: messenger RNA, 1665 nt
Organism: Procambarus clarkii (red swamp crayfish)
Lineage: Eukaryota; Metazoa; Arthropoda; Malacostraca; Decapoda; Cambaridae
Product: serine/arginine repetitive matrix protein 1-like
Source: RefSeq, a predicted model, not a curated record